CCUAAGCACAGAAUGUCAUUGGUACCAUGUGGGUAACGCGGUUACUAGGCGAGGGCAGAAUCUGCUGUCGCUUUAGACUUAGUUCGCUCGUUUUCUCACGGGCAGCCAGGUUGGAUUCAGUGCCCCGGGAUGUUGUUCUCUUUGAGCACCGACGGCCGCGUUUUUUUCGCCUGCUCGGACUUUUCUGUGGAACACAAGCCGGGUUUUGGGGCUACUUGGCCCAUUUCGGAUUUACCUCUCUAAGGGACACAGCGCAGCAGCAGCAGCAGGGAGAAGGGAAGGAAUCCUUGAGAAACCUCGGCUCCCCUCUAUGGAGGACAGGAUUCACGCUGAGCUGCCUAGCCGUGGGUUCCCUUAUAUUGGCAGCUGGCUUGCUGUUCUCUCGCAGAUCAGUCAGUGCUAUUACACUUCAUGGUGGCGGAGAGAGGGUAACAAUCGUCACAGCAGGCUUCUUCGGCUCUGAGUCAUCUUUCAGUGUACCCUUACGUCAGAUUUCCUGUAUGGCUCACCGCUCAGAGGUCCCUGCAAUGAUACCCCUCAAGGUCCAAGGUCGACCCCUGUACUACUUGUUGGACAAGCAAGGACACGUAUCCAAUGCCAGGCUCUUUGAUAUUACUGUGGGGGCCUAUCGAAAAGUCUGAUUUUUCUCUUUUUUUUUUUUAAAACCGAAAUUUCAUGUAAAUAAAUGUAAAGUAUACAACUACAGUAAAGCCAAUUGAAAAUCA
This is a messenger RNA of Xenopus tropicalis (tropical clawed frog), 725 nucleotides long. It is a transcript of the gene tmem223, whose product is annotated as transmembrane protein 223. Lineage: Eukaryota; Metazoa; Chordata; Amphibia; Anura; Pipidae. The record is from RefSeq and is a predicted model, not a curated record. The coding region runs from base 27 to 641 and encodes 204 amino acids. The transcript is spliced from 2 exons.